CUGCCCUGGAUUUUGGCAGACUACACAUCGAAGCAGUUGAACUUUGAUGAACCUGCUACGUUUCGAGAUCUCUCUCGACCCAUUGGCAUUGUCAACCCCGACAACAUUGCCACUGUUCGCGAAAAAUAUGAAUCGUUUGAGGAUCCCAGCGGUGCGAUUUCCAAGUUUCACUACGGCACACACUAUUCUAGUGCAGCAGGAGUCAUGCAUUACCUCGUUCGAACUGAGCCCUUCACCAGCCUUCAUAUCCAUCUUCAAGGCCAACGGUUCGACGUGGCGGAUCGCCAAUUCAACUCAAUACCUAUGGCUUGGUCUUUGAUAAUGUCCAGUCCUUACGACAACCGUGAACUUAUCCCUGAAUUUUUCCACUUUCCCGACUUUUUGCGGAAUGACAACGACUUUGACCUGGGUCGCCUGCAGGUGAGUGGCAAAAAGGUAGAUGAUGUGGAACUUCCUCCAUGGGCAUCUACACCUGAAGAGUUCAUUCGCAUUCACCGAGGCGCCCUUGAAUCCGAUUAUGUUUCUGCCAACCUCCACAAGUGGAUCGAUCUUAUCUUUGGCUACAAGCAACGUGGCAAAGCGGCCGAAAAUGCCCUCAAUGUUUAUUAUUACCUGACCUACGAGGGGGCAGUUGAUUUGGAUGACGUUACCGACCCAAUCGAACACGCCUCUAUCGAGGGGAUGAUAAAAAAUUUUGGACAAACACCUUGCCAACUUCUUAAAGUAAGUUCCCCGCAAAUGAACAAAAUCUUUCCUGAGGAGCACCAAGAAUUCGCUUUAGCGGUUGCACAUCAUGAGUAA
Messenger RNA from Hydatigera taeniaeformis, 801 nucleotides. NCBI's taxonomy places the organism in Eukaryota, Metazoa, Platyhelminthes, Cestoda, Cyclophyllidea, Taeniidae. The record is from the annotation of a GenBank genome assembly.